AUGGUCCCUGGACUCACGCCUUCCUCCUCUCCACCUCGCUCCCGUGCCCAGACGGAGGACAGCCGCCGGCCCGCUCGGGUUCCCUCCAACCCCAUCCUGGCCGAGGCACAGCGCCUCGCCCGAGAGAAGAGGGCCGCGGAGGAGCGAGUGCGCAUGCCCGCCGGCAUGCCCGCCAGCACCUCAGGGGACACCCCGCCAAGGCGCGCCGCCUGGCGCAGCCCCUCCCCUGAGGGCGAGCCGGACGCAGGCACGCGCUCCCCGCCCGCCAAGCGCAAGCACUCCCCCAUCGUGUGGCAGGGGGCCACCACGGCGGGUCCCGUCAGCCUCGCCCCUCGCUCCGCCCCCGGGUCCGCCGCCAGCGCGGCCUCCAUCGCCCAGGCGGAGGUGGAGGCCUUUGCGGAGCGGCAGGCCGCCGCCUCGGGGCUGGAGGAGGCCAGCGGGGUCAGCGAGUUCUUCUUCAAGCCCUCGCCCUCCCUCUCCUCCCCCGAGGAGGCCGCACACAUCCGGCGUGAGGGCAGCCCCCACCCGGCCCAGCCCUCCAUGUUGGAGUCGGACGCCGAGGGCCCCGCCGCCGGGCGCGGCCGCUGGGGCGAGGCCCCGCCGGUGCCCGGCCGGGCGGCGGGCGCCGAGCGCAUGGUCGGCAGGGCCGGCGGCAGGCCCGCGUCCGAGCUCGACCCCGCCUCGCCGGGCGCGGGUCCGGAGGGUGGCGACCCCGCCUCCUCUGGCCCGGCCGCCUCGGGCCCCGGCUCCGAACCCCCCCCUGCCUCGCCACCGGGCUUCCGCCCCGGUCGCCCUUUCCUGGGGCGCGCCAGCGCGGCGGAGUGCCGCAGCGUGGACCUGUACGAGAAGCUGAACCACAUCAGCGAGGGGACCUAUGGCGUGGUGUACCGAGCGCGCAACAGCGAGACGGGCGAGAUCUGCGCGCUGAAGCGCGUGAAGCUGGACAAGGAGCGCGACGGCUUCCCGCUGACCGCGCUGCGGGAGAUCAACAUCCUGCUGUCCCUGCGCCACCCCAACAUCGUCAACGUGUCGGAGGUGGUGGUGGGGUCCAGCCUGGACUCGGUGUUCAUGGUCAUGGAGUACGGCGACCACGACCUGGCGGGGGUCAUGCGCCGGCGCCUGCGCCAGCCCUUCUCCCCCGCCGAGGCCAAGACGCUGAUGACAGCGCUGCUGGCGGGCGUGGCCUACCUGCACGACAACUGGGUGCUGCACCGCGACCUCAAGACCUCCAACAUCCUGUACACCAAUCAGGGCGUGCUCAAGGUCUGCGACUUUGGGCUGGCGCGCCAGUACGGCUCCCCCCUCAAACCCUACACCCACAUGGUGGUCACCCUGUGGUACCGCGCCCCAGAGCUCCUCCUAGGUGCCAAGCACUACUCGACGGCGGUGGAUGUGUGGAGCGUGGGCUGCAUCAUGGCUGAGCUGCUCACGCGGGAGCCGCUGUUCCCUGGCAAGGGCGAGAUCGACCAGCUGGGCAAGAUCUUUGGCCUGCUGGGCACGCCCACCGAGGAGACCUGGCCGGGGCUGGACCGCCUGCCCAACUUCCGCAAGUUCAACUUCAGGCAGGAGAGGAAGAACACGCUGCGAGCCGCCUUCCCGCCCCCGGGUCCGGUGUUUGAUGGGCGGCCCACGCUGAGCGAAGCAGGGUUCGACCUCCUCUCCUCCCUGCUCUCCCUGUGCCCAGAGAGGCGGAUAUCUGCCGCCGAGGCGCUGCAGCAUCCCUGGUUCAAGGAGCAUCCCCUGCCCAAGGACACGGCGCUCAUGCCCACCUUCCCAUCCACCGCGGCCGCCCCCAGCAGCCGGCGCUGA
This is a messenger RNA of Auxenochlorella protothecoides, 1809 nucleotides long. Its product is annotated as Cyclin-dependent kinase G-2. Bases 1 to 1809 code for a protein of 602 amino acids. NCBI's taxonomy places the organism in Eukaryota, Viridiplantae, Chlorophyta, Trebouxiophyceae, Chlorellales, Chlorellaceae. Gene Ontology annotation, cellular component: nucleus. Gene Ontology annotation, biological process: regulation of mitotic cell cycle; protein phosphorylation. Gene Ontology annotation, molecular function: cyclin-dependent protein serine/threonine kinase activity; ATP binding. The transcript is spliced from 3 exons. The record is from RefSeq and is a predicted model, not a curated record.